AUAAUAAUAAAAACCCCUAAAAUGUCAAUUACAAGUGAAACGGACUGUAGUGGGUAAUUAACAUUAAAUGUAUAUAAGACAAGUGUUGAAAUAGUAGUGGCGGGAAACCGUUUGACGUGUUGUGUCCUAUGUGUACUUAGAGCGAGUGGAGCUGUCUGCCCUAGAGGGCGGCCGACAUGCUGGUUUCGUGAAUCGAUAUUUUUGAAACGCUGUUGAACCAAAAUAAUGAGGUUGAGAAUUUAAUACAGGACAGAUGAUGGAAAAUGAGAAAGGCGAACAAUGACAGCAUGUCCCCGCCGCGAGCGAUGACCCUGGGCGCCGGGGGUCGCGAGCCAGUCCACAGCGCGCGCCGCCCUUCAACGCCGCCCAAACACACGCUUAUAAGGCUACUACACUCAUUAUGUAUCAUACGCGACAUCACAUUGGCGCGAACACUGAACUAUAAUUUUCCAAAACACCCCCUAGUCAAAUUAAAAGAAAACUUUCGAACUAGUGUAUAUUUUGUAGUGAAAACUUUAGUGCAAUUAUUCGUUGUUGCCAAGUGUACUGUGCGUGACAAACGUUGGGUAUUGCUUUUUCUGUACUGUUUCUCCACGUGUGAUGCGAAACGGGAUGACGACUUGCAUAUAGGUGGGAUCUUUCCUAUGGAAGGGGAGGGAGGCUGGCAGGGUGGCCAAGCCUGCAUGCCUGCCGCUGAGUUAGCACUCGCAGAUGUCAACGCGAGGUCUGAUUUGUUAUCAGGAUUUAAAUUACUUCUUCACAGCAACGAUAGUAAGUGCGAGCCAGGGCUUGGAGCGAGUGUAAUGUACAAUUUGCUGUACAACCCUCCACAAAAGUUGUUACUACUGGCUGGAUGUUCUACCGUAUGUACUACUGUUGCUGAAGCGGCCAAAAUGUGGAAUCUAAUGGUGUUAUGCUACGGUGCGUCGUCACCAGCUCUAUCAGACCGGGCACGUUUUCCGACGCUUUUCCGAACCCAUCCGUCGGCAACGGUUCACAAUCCAACGAGAAUCAAACUAAUGCAGAAGUUCGGAUGGUCUCGCAUCGCUAUACUACAACAGGCCGAGGAAGUUUUUAUAUCUACCGUAGAAGACUUAGAAGCACAUUGUAAGAAGACUGGAAUUGAAAUUGUUACGCGGCAAUCGUUCCUUUCGGAUCCGAGCGACGCAGUGCGGAAUUUAAGGAGACAAGACGCAAGAGUCAUUGUCGGCCUUUUUUAUGUGGUGGCCGCGCGACGGGUGCUUUGCGAGGUCUAUAAACAUAAGCUCUAUGGAAAGUCCUAUGUCUGGUUCUUUAUAGGCUGGUACGAAGAUAACUGGUUUGAAACAAACUUGGAGCGGGAAGGUAUCGAAUGCACAGCUGAAGAAAUGCGGGAAGCGGCUGAAGGACAUCUGACAACAGAGGCGCUGAUGUGGAACCAAAACUCGAAUCAGACCACCAUCUCAGGAAUGACGUCAGAGGACUUCAGGUUUCGCUUAAACGAAGCUCUGCGCGAGGCGGGAUAUGACAUAGAUCGGGAGAAGUUUCCAGAAGGAUAUCAAGAGGCACCGUUAGCCUAUGACGCUGUGUGGGCAGUUGCGUUAGCUUUUAAUAAAACAAUGGAGAAACUACAGAAAAGCGGACUGAGCUUGAAAAAUUUUACAUACACCAAUAAAAAGAUAGCCGAUGAUAUAUACGAAGCUAUAAACUCCACUUCAUUUCUGGGCGUGUCGGGUUUAGUGGCGUUUUCAUCACAAGGCGAUCGAAUCGCGCUAACGCAAAUCGAACAGUUGUAUGACAACCAUUAUGUGAAGCUGGGAUAUUAUGACACACAAGCUGACAAUCUCACAUGGCUCGAACGUGAACGCUGGGUUGGAGGAAAGGUGCCACCGGAUCGCACAGUGGUUGUGAAUGAGUUACGCACAGUGUCGCUGCCUUUAUUCGCAUGCAUGACUGCUCUAUGCAUCGCUGGCAUCCUGGCGGCAAUAGCUCUCAUUGUAUUUAACAUCAUACACAGGCAUAGACGGGUAAUUCAAUGGUCUCAUCCCGCCUGUAAUACAGUAAUGCUAUGUGGCUGCUGUGUUUGCUUCGGGUCAGCCAUCGCACUAGGCGUGGACGGAAGAUGGGUUCAACCAAAUCACUUCUCUGGUCUAUGUGCAGCCAGAGCUUGGCUCCUAGCUAUGGGCUUCUCUAUGGCUUACGGCGCCAUGUUCACAAAAGUAUGGCGUGUCCACAGACACACGACAAAGCCGAAGCCCGAGUCAAAGAAACGUAUGCACGGUUGGAAACUAUACACAAUGGUUGGGGGUCUCCUAAUAGUGGACGUCGCAAUACUAGCCGCGUGGCAGAUACGGGACCCCCUGCAGCGCCGCGUGGAAAUAUUUCCCCUUGAAGCACCUUAUCAUAAUGAUGACGAUGUUCACAUACGACCCGAGCUGGAGCAUUGCGAGAGCGAACAUAAUGCCGUCUGGCUUGGUGUAAUGUACGGGUAUAAAGGUCUCGUGCUUGUGUUCGGGUUGUUCCUGGCAUAUGAGACACGUUCAGUCAAAGUGCGGUCCAUCAACGACUCCCGAUAUGUAGGCAUGAGUAUCUACAAUGUGGUGGUACUUUGCCUCAUCACCGCACCAGUCACUUUGGUGAUAGCAAGCCAACAGGACGCAGCCUUUGCAUUCGUCUCCCUCGCGAUUGUUUUUUGCUGCUUCCUCAGUAUGGCGCUUAUUUUUAUACCCAAGGUUAUAGAAGUAAUUAGGCAUCCUACAGAGCGGGCUGAAAGUAGUCGAGGUUCCGGGUCAGGAUCUGCACCGGCUGAUGAAGAACGCUAUAGGGAACUGGUUAAAGAAAAUGAAGAACUACAGAAACUUAUCGCUCAGAAAGAAGAACGGAUCCGAGUUUUAAAACAGAAGUUGGCUGAACGGGAAGCGGCUGUAGCUGAUGGCGUAACCCAAGAUGUUCAAGACGAACACAUCUGAACUCCAACUUCAAUAGUUUCGACGUUUUUAAAUUGUAUAUUAUGUCUUUAUAAAACUUUAAAUAAUCAUAACGAACAAAGUGUUCUUAUACUAAUAGACGACUGGGCUUAAGAUAAUCCAAAUAAAAAAUUAGCAUAAUAUUCGCAACAAAGGUAUGCACUAGAGGAUAAAUGUUAUCGGAAAUACGGGCAAGUUUUAGCAACGAUUUUCACAGCGUGGAACUAGUUUGGGUAAGCAUUUAAAAUGAUUAAUUAGAUAAUUCUUUCUAUAUCUAUAAAAACCAUUGAUUAACGGUAAGUCAAGGAUACGCACAAAUAUCCAAAAUUGUCAGCAAUGUUAAUGAACCAUAUCGAUAUUUUGCAAUUUACUGACAAGUUUACAAGAACAGAUAAUUUUGGCCCAGUAAUUGCGGCCAUACGCCGAGUGAAUACAGGCGUUUGUAAGUACACAUACUAAACUAAACAUAAUGCUAUCUUGUUAAUUAACUGGUGAUAUGACAGAGACAACACUAGUUAUUUUAGCGUAGUUUGUGUAUAACAUGCAGUCUUUGUAUGCAUGAGUAACUAAUUAGUAGGGUAGAUAAUUAUGAAGCAUGACCCGUGACGUUCGUAUUGGUUAAAAAAAUAACGACUGUACAUUUAUGUUUAACACGCUAUUACUUAUAUAGUCAAAGUAUAUAUAUAUGUAUUAUAAUGCCAGGAAAUAAAUAGAUAAGAUAAAUUUUCUUGGUUACGAAAUCAUAUUGAUCGACUAUAUUUUACAACAUAUUCAGAAACAUUUAUGGUUCAGUGAUAUCAGAUGCCAAAGGAAUAACGAAACUAAUAUUAAUAAGAAUAUUGAAUUCUUUUAAUAAUUAGAUAGAUUAAGUGUCCUACGGAUGAAAUCAUUUAGGUAAAUGAAACUGUUAAAAGCACUGCCAAUCACUAGUUACAUUAUUAGUAUUGAGAAUUAGCUGUAAUACCUGUAUCAAGUUUAAAUUAAUUUAACCAUUAGAUUAAAUAAUAUAAAAAUUAAAUCUAGCUUUAAACGUGACUUUGUUGUAUUAUAAAUCAAUAAUGUUUAUUGGUCAUAAUUUAGGCUGAAAAAAUCUGUUAAAUAAUUUCAAUAUCCAGACGUAAUAACGCCCGUUAAAUUAUGACUAAUUGUAGGAUAAUAUCUAAAAACGAUGCAACUCAUGCAAAGUUAACUAAUUGUAGAAAUUUAAGGCCCAAUUAGAAACAAAAAUUACGUUUAAUGACAUAGUGCGAGUAGGUACUGUUAAAUAACAAAAGUGAUGAGUGGAUCUAACUCAAUUGUAAUAUGAAAAUGUUAAGUUAUUUAUUAAUGUUAUGUUGUUAUAUUCUAGAGCUAGAGAAACGUUGUUUGAAUUGAAUACAGAGGUUUAAGCGGUUUGUGAAGCGUAUCGAAGCAGGUACAUCAAAUUUAAGAUAUAAUCAAACUUCUUUAUUAAACUUUAUUAUUAAUAAUGUGUAUUUGUAUCGUGAACGCACAGCAAAACGCAUCAAGGAUUGUUAGGUUAGAAAAAAAAAAGUUAAUUAAAAAUGUCUGCGAACGUCGUACGUUUUACGUAGGUCUUCUUCAGGUUCUGGUUCUGAUUUUUUAUUCCAUUUGAGUAAAAGCCAAACAAUAAAUAGGCAAUUAAAACAUUACCAAAUGAAAAGUCUAAACGAUUGUAUUUAUUGAUUCGUGUCCAAGAUUUGACUGCAUUGAAUAUUUCUU
Molecule: messenger RNA, 4667 nt
Organism: Pieris brassicae (large cabbage white)
Lineage: Eukaryota; Metazoa; Arthropoda; Insecta; Lepidoptera; Pieridae
Gene: GABA-B-R1
Product: gamma-aminobutyric acid type B receptor subunit 1
Exons: 16
Coding region: 264-2948 (894 amino acids)
Biological process (GO): gamma-aminobutyric acid signaling pathway; G protein-coupled receptor signaling pathway
Cellular component (GO): G protein-coupled receptor heterodimeric complex; membrane
Molecular function (GO): G protein-coupled GABA receptor activity
Source: RefSeq, a predicted model, not a curated record